AUGUAAUAUGGUUUGAAUAAUUCAACAUCAUUUUGUAGGAAACGGAUUCUCGAAAAAAAAUAUGAAAAUAUCAUGUCAAUCUUCCAUGGAAUAGGAUAUUAAUUAUUCUUGAAUAAUUUAAAGGGAAAUCUGACAAAUAUGGUAAAGUAUGUUUUUAAUUACUCGUCUGAAUGCAAUGAUACUUAUUAGAUAACCUCAUAUUUUGAUUAAAAUAUAACAAUAGGUCUUAUUCAUUAUUCAGAAUUUACUUCUGGAAAAUGAACAAGAGUUUGGUUAAGGAGAAUAAAGAUUUAUGAUUGUAUUAAAUGGAUUAAGAGUAAUAGAUUCAUCUAAAUGAAUAAAAAGUCAAGAUAG
This is a messenger RNA of Paramecium octaurelia, 354 nucleotides long. Lineage: Eukaryota; Ciliophora; Oligohymenophorea; Peniculida; Parameciidae. The record is from the annotation of a GenBank genome assembly.